Molecule: messenger RNA, 1205 nt
Organism: Opisthocomus hoazin
Lineage: Eukaryota; Metazoa; Chordata; Aves; Opisthocomiformes; Opisthocomidae
Source: RefSeq, a predicted model, not a curated record
GGACCCGGCACUUGUAUUGACCUCACAGCAGAUGCAACUACUAGUAAUGCCAGUGUCAACAGUGCAGACUCGAGGCAACAAGAAGAUGACAGCAGCUUCUCACUGAUCACCUGGAACGUCGAUGGGCUGGAUCUAGGAAAUCUAAUAGAGCGAGCCAAAGGAAUCUGUUCUUACCUGGCAUUAUACAGUCCGGAUGUCGUGUUUUUACAAGAGGUCAUCCCACCACACCUCUGUCUUCUACAGAUGAGAGCAGGCAGUUACACUGUUAUUCCAGGUAACAUAGAUGGCUAUUUCACUGCCAUAAUGUUGAAGAAAUCAAGAGUGAAGCUACUGAAACAUGAGAUAAUACCUUUUCCAACAACCUCCAUGAUGAGGAACCUUUUGGUUGUGCAUGUGAGCAUAUCUGGCAAUGAACUUUGCCUUAUGACUUCUCAUCUGGAGAGCACUAAAAAUCACUCCAAGGAGCGUAUUAAGCAACUACAAAUAGUGUUCAACAAAAUGCAGAAGGAGUCGGAGUCCACCACUGUUAUAUUUGGAGGGGAUACAAACCUCAGAGACAGCGAGGUUACUAAACUAGGUAACCUACCCAACAACAUUACUGACAUCUGGGAGUUUUUGGGUAAACCUCAACACUGCCGCUAUACUUGGGACACACACUCCAACACCAACCUGGAUGCAGCGUACAAGUGCAAGAUGAGGUUUGACCGCAUUUACUUUCGGCCUGCAGCAGAAGGGGGACAUAUUGUUCCACGAAGUAUGGACUUAAUCGGAUUGGAAAAACUAGACUGUGGCAGAUUCCCUAGUGAUCACUGGGGUCUUCUGUGUAACUUUGACGUGAUAUUAUAAAAAAGUAAAAAGGCUGCCAUUGUUAGUUUUUAGGUGAUUUGUUCUUGUUUUUACAGAAUUUUACCCUCUCAGUUUAAGUAGGGCGUAUUUAAAUUUUCAACCCUAACACAUUCUCUGCUCUUGACUUGUGCUGGAAUGGCUUCAUUUCAAGCCAGUGUUGCCUUUUCCUCAUUGUAUGCAUCUGUUCUUGAAUGACAUUUUUAAAUAUGUUUUUUUAACCAUACGUGCAAAUACAAAAACAAAUUCUAGUUUUAAAAUGGGAAGAGAAACCUGUAAAUACAAACCAUAAACAUAAUAGGUGGUUUAAAAGAUCCUUUUAUUUUGGCAUGUAUUAUGAUCUCCUAAUAAAUGCUUUUUUU